Quercus robur (English oak) is the source of this 2501-nucleotide messenger RNA. RefSeq names its product dof zinc finger protein DOF3.4-like. NCBI's taxonomy places the organism in Eukaryota, Viridiplantae, Streptophyta, Magnoliopsida, Fagales, Fagaceae. Gene Ontology annotation, biological process: regulation of DNA-templated transcription. The transcript has a single exon. The record is from RefSeq and is a predicted model, not a curated record. Gene Ontology annotation, molecular function: DNA binding; DNA-binding transcription factor activity. The coding region runs from base 1131 to 2078 and encodes 315 amino acids.
UGUAGUACAUGCAAGUGGAAUGAAAGAGAAAAGACAGAGAGAAAGAAAGAAAGAGCAAAAAGAAAGAGAGAGAAAAGAGAAGAAAAAAAGAUGAGUUUGCUGAGGUCUGACAAAGCCACCACCCCAUUGAUGACCGCCACGCCACCUUCUUCUCUCUUAGCUUCCUCUGCCGCCGCCUCUUCAUCCCUCUUCCCCACUGGUCCUUUCUCUGUUAUUCUAUUCCCCGCAGAUCCCUAUACUUUUACUUAUUCUCCUAAAAUUUCUUUUGUUUGAGGUUAUAUUAAUCUUGGGGUGUGUGAAAAUCUGUACUCAAAAGACUCUUUUUUUUUUUCUUUUUUUGAAGUAUUUGCAAGGAUCAGGUAGAGUUUUUGAUUGUGUUUUGGGCUUUUCUCAUGUGUAUAGAUAGAUAUAAGGUGCUCUGAUCAAAGCAGUGAACUUGGGUUUCCCAGUUGGUGAGAGAUGGGACUGAAUUUCUCUAUAAACUCACUGCACUUUUACUGAACCCAAAAAAAAAAAAAAAAGAACCCAAUUUCCCUGAAAUCUCUCUUACCCUCAGAUUGAGACCUCACCUUUCUGCACCUAUCCACGUCCGACACUCGUACACACUCAACUUUCCAGUCUUCCAGAUAGCACAGAAAAAGCAAGCUAGCUCUUUUUUCCCUAAACUUUAUUUUUCACUCUUUAUUUACCUUCUUUAUUAGGGAGAGAAACGGCUGGGAUGAUGAAAAUCUUGGGGGAUUUUUUUUAAAUAUAGAGAGAUUGAGUUCUUAUUAGAUUUUAUUUUUCUUUGUUUUUUUCUCUGGUGUAUAUUUGGUAAUGAAGUUGAAGUGCCUUGGUUUUGUGGUGGGUUGGUAGGUGGGAACGAGAGGAUUGCAAUUUGCAUGCACACAAAGAGUAACGAUGGGCGUUAGUUUUUUGCACUGUGUAGAUUCUCAAAGCCUAGAGACAGACACGUUGAGUUUCCAAAACUGAAACGCUCCAAAUUGAGAGUCCACUUCCCCCAAAACCUGCAUGCGAACCAAAGCCAAAACCUUCACAAUAUAUAGACAAAACCCACAAGAUAAAUCACACCCACCACCAAAAAGAAACAAAAGAUUUGGACUUUUAAGGCUUUCGAUUGACACAGAGAGAUGCAGCAAGAGAUUAGAGAUGGAGAAGGAUCAGAAGACAUGAAGCCACAAAGUCAAGACCAAAGAUUGAAGCCUAUGCAACUGGACAAUCAGCAGCAACAACAACAGCCUCAGCAGCCUCAGAAAUGCCCCCGCUGUGAGUCUCUCAACACCAAGUUUUGUUAUUACAACAACUAUAGCCUGUCUCAGCCGCGUUACUUCUGCAAGACUUGUAGAAGGUAUUGGACUCAAGGAGGAACCCUCAGAAACGUUCCUGUUGGUGGUGGUUGUCGAAAGGGAAAGCGUGCUAAAACCUCAUCAUCAGCGUCUUCUAGCGAGAAUUCAAGGUCUCAUCAGCCACAACAACAAAAUUUGGCAAACCCACCUGCUGUAAUUCCUUCUAAUCCAGUUAUCACAAGAAGUCCAGCUCUAAGGACUAAAGAACAUGGUAAUUUAGCUUCACCUUCCGCACCAUCAAUCCCUUCAAUUUCACCAUACUAUGCGGCAGGUGGGUACUUGUCUUCUUUGGCAGCAAUUCAAUCUUUGAAUCAAUCACAGACUUACAGUCAAGCUCUAGGUGUUGGAGAUGAUUUAGGGGGUUCUUCAAAUUUGAGUCUGCUACAGGGUUUUAGUGUCCCUUCUUUUGGGUCACAACAGCAGCAAAGGCAAAUUCAGCAAACCCAGUUUUAUCAAAUGGGUAACAGAGAUAGAAACAUGGAACAUCUCUAUCCGACUGAAGAAACUUUGAUUCAAUCAAACAGGCCUACAAGUUCUUCUUCACAGCAUGAUUGGCAUCAUAGCUUUAUCAACAAUACAAACAAUCAAACGGCCUCUGAUUCUGCUUUGUGGACUAUGAGCACCGCCACCACAACCACCACAACUGGUAACACUAACAACAAUAACAAUACUGGCUCUACUUUGAAUCCAAGUCAGUGGCCUGAUCUGCCAGGGUAUGGCCCACGUUCGUGAGUCGUGACCAAUUUCAGCCAUUCUUAGAAGCUUCCUCAAGCUUCAAAGACCAAACAACUGCAUAAUUUUUAGGCAUUCUUUGCCUUUUAUGCACAUAAAAAGGCCCAUUGGAUCUCUAAUAUGUUUACCCUUUUUGUUGUCUUCUUGGUUUACUUUGGAUGGUAUAGGGUAUAAUUUGGUUCAUCAUGGAAAACAAGGAUUGGUGAGAAUUUUGUGAUGUGGGUAUUCAUUGUGAGUGGGAAUAGCGGCAAUGGCCUUUCUUCUUUUUAUGUUAUAGAGAAUUUCUGGGUUGGGUUAGGUUGUUUUGAACUGUAUAAGUUGAUUAAAGUUGAUACUAAGAUAUAUGUUUGAGCUUUUGUUUUGUUGCUCUACUUUUUUGCUCUUUUUGUGUAUAUAUAUAAAUCAAUUAAAUCCCUUAAAGAA